UCCUAAAUUGAGCAAUUAUCGCUCAAAUAGCACGCCCCAAGGCCCAAUGCAUGAUUUGAGAAGUGAAGCGGUGAUUGCGUCAAUUUUGCCCUAGGGUCCCAUACUGUAAGGAAUAGCCGGCCUUUAAUACAAAUUCAAUCUCUUUUUGGCUUUUCCAUUGCUUUCCUCUGCUUUCCCAUUCCCUAUUCGCCUCUCUGCUGGUCAGACAGAUACGCUGGUCGUUAUGUUUAUCUCUCGUUGUAUCGUGUCCAUCACAAGCUACAUCUUAGUCAUAGUUCAUGUUUAUGCUUUGCCAACUUCGAUUUCUCCACGAGCUCAUGAUUGGGAUCCAUCCGAUGAUAAUCGUCAACCUAGAUGGGUUACUCACUAUGAUACGGGUCUGUUAUCAGGGAACUCAGAGAGUACAGCACUUUUCUCCCGUCCGUUGCAGCGCCAAGCGUUCUUAGGAAAAAGCUUCCCGUCGAAAAUCGGUCACGUAUGGUCUAUCCACGAGUACAAGGAUCAUAAAGGCAAAGUGCACAAAGAAGAUAUGACCGCCGUGGUCUUUACUAGUAAGACAACAUCCGGAUCCUUUCAAAUUGAUGUGGUCCCAGUAGCCCUUCACAACAUUGGCGCCAACAACCAAAACAUCCCAGUAAUAGACGAAGGUAUAUCCAUAGAAGAUGGCCAUCCUCGGCUCAAUCGUAAUAGUGUAAGGGUAAAUGUGCUCGGUAAAGACACCGCCGUUAUUUUGAAGAAGAUCGACGAGUUGGUCGACUCUGGCAGUUGGAACGACAUUCCAGUGAUGAUCAUGCGGGGGAAAGGUGGAAAGCCAUUGGGAAUGACAGCCGUCUACGAGCAGGCCAAUAAAGCGCAGAAAAAGUCCCUAGAAGAACAGGUCAAGAAAAUGACCUGUGACAAGGUUGUAUCCGUUGCCAAGAAACACCAAAUUCUAAAUAGAGGCCUUGAACACUUGGAUAUCCUGGUCACCACUUCUGGUUCUUCUGUAGAGUCGGUGACUCUCCUUACUUGGAACGUCUACAGUAUCAUAGGAAAAGACGUGCCAGAUGGAGAACUUACUGUUUGCGGAUACGUUUUCUACUUCUGAGUCGAUUACUUUAUAACCACGGAUUGCUUAGUACUAGCUGAACAAACAAACAAUCUUCUUGUAUUUUCCAGUUCCUCGUCUGUCCAUAUAUCUCCUACAUCUAACAUUUAGUUCAGCAAGCUUGAAUCUAUACCAGAUAAUCCACAAACAAGUAUUACAACAUGAAAGGACUUACGAUU
Molecule: messenger RNA, 1266 nt
Organism: Lentinula edodes (shiitake mushroom)
Lineage: Eukaryota; Fungi; Basidiomycota; Agaricomycetes; Agaricales; Omphalotaceae
Exons: 5
Coding region: 224-1087 (287 amino acids)
Source: RefSeq, a predicted model, not a curated record